Messenger RNA from Acanthopagrus latus (yellowfin seabream), 2346 nucleotides. RefSeq names its product phospholipase B domain containing 1 (gene plbd1). Gene Ontology annotation, biological process: phospholipid catabolic process. The record is from RefSeq and is a predicted model, not a curated record. Gene Ontology annotation, molecular function: glycerophospholipase activity. Gene Ontology annotation, cellular component: extracellular region. Lineage: Eukaryota; Metazoa; Chordata; Actinopteri; Spariformes; Sparidae. The transcript has 11 exons. Bases 112 to 1728 code for a protein of 538 amino acids.
GGAAUUUCCCACCGCCCAGAGACAGCUGAUUUCCUCUUCGCCUGAACUUCGUUGGCAGAUCAGAGUCUCUCUCUGCUGUUGCAUUAGCUUUAUAUCUGCACACACGCAGCCAUGCUUUUCGUAAAGAGGCUGUAUGUCUUUCUUUUGCUUAUUACGGCGACGGCCACCGCGUCCUCUGACAAGAUGACAGCAGCCACGGUGUACUGGGACGCCCAACACAAGACCGUCCUGCUGAAGGAGGGGGUGCUGGAGACAGAGGGGGAUGCAUACGGGUAUCUGAACAAUACCCUGUCCAGCACAGGCUGGAGCAUCCUCGAGAUCCGUGCCGGGUACGGACAGACCCCUGAAACUGACGAGGUCACUUUCUUCCUGGCCGGCUACCUGGAAGGCUUCCUCACUGCCCAGCAGAUGAUGGACCACUACACCAACAUGUUUCCGCAGCUGAUCCACGACCCAAAGGUCCUCGGCCCGGUUAAGACUUUCAUGGCGAAGCAGGACUCGUGGACCAGAGAGCAGGUGAAAAUGAACAAGAGCUCUGAUCCUCUGUGGAAACACGCAGGCUUCAUCGUGGCUCAGUUGGACGGGCUGCAAGCAGGAGUUGCAGACUGGGCUAAGAAACAAGGGAGAAAGCCGCUGUCCCUGUUUGACGUCCAGUUCCUGAAUGCAGUGGGGGACCUGCUGGAUCUGAUCCCAGCUUUGGUCCCCUCCUCCAAACCCCCGCUCAGAAACUUCAAACUUCCAGGGAUGGGGCACUGCUCUGCACUCAUCAAGAUGCUGCCCGGCUUUGAGAACCUCCUGUUUGCCCACUCCAGCUGGUACACGUACGCCGCCACCAUGCGGAUCUACAAACACUGGGACUUCCACAUCACUGAGCCCCAUGCAGCCACUGGGAAACUGUCCUUCAGCAGCUACCCUGGUUUCCUGGUGUCUCUGGAUGACUUCUACCUCUUGGGCAGCAAUCUGAUGAUGACCCAGACCACCAACAAUGUCUUCAACUCCUCCCUUUAUGACGCAGUCACUCCCAGCAGCCUGCUGGCGUGGCAGAGGGUCAGGCUGGCUCACAGUUUGGCACACACUGGGGAAGAGUGGGCCAAAACCUUCUCCAAGUACAAUUCUGGUACCUACAACAACCAGUACAUGGUGUUGGACAGGAGCAAAGUGAAGCUGGGCCACAGCGUCGAGGACGGCGCUCUGACUGUGGUGGAGCAGAUCCCCGGCUUGGUGGAGUACUCUGACCAGACACAGGCGCUGCGCAGAGGGUACUGGCCCUCCUACAACGUUCCCUUCCACCAGAAGAUUUACUCGCUGAGUGGUUAUGGACAAAUGUGGGAGGAGUAUGGAGAGGACUUCUCUUACGAUCUCUGUCCCAGAGCCAAGAUCUUCCGCCGUGACCAGGCUGAUGUCAAGGACCUGGACUCCUUGAAGCACAUCAUGAGGUCUAAUGACUACAAGAAGGAUCCAUACUCCAAGGGUGACCCCUGCAAGUCCAUCUGCUGCCGGGGCGACCUGAGGACAGAGAGGCCUUCGCCGUCAGGCUGCUACGACACUAAGGUAACAGAUUUCCUCAUGGCUGGGGACUUCCGUGCGGAGGCGGUGAACGGGCCAACGACAGAGGAUGGACUCAAGCCGUUCGUCUGGGAUAAAUUCAGCAGCAUCAGCCACCAGGGCCUGCCGCAGUACUACAACUUCACCUUCAUCAAGAUCCAGCCCCUUCUCUUUGAGCCAUGAGGUGUGUGCAUGUGUGUGUGUCUGUCAGAGAGACUUUCUGUCGGAUGCUUUCAGAGUGCUGAAUGAGAAUCAAAGGUACAAUUUGUGAAAUGAUGAUUUUUAUCUGAACUGUUGCUUGAAGUUCAGAAUUGCGUCCUGCCAACGUGCUUUUUUCCUUAAAUCUUUAAAUUUAAACUGCCAAACUGUCAAACUGCCAAUCAAAUUUGAACACGUCUCAGGGUGUGUUGGAUGAUUAUGGAUCUCAGUAGAAGGCAGUGGCGUUUUUUUGAUACCUGCAGCCAUUCGUGCCUUGAACACUGAGAGCAACUUCAUGAUUUUAUGAAAUGAAGAAUCAGUGCACUAAAUCUGUGGUUAUUCUUGAAUGUUUUUUAUAUAAAUGCAAAAAUCAUUUUGAUGAUAGAUGAACAAUCGGUGCAAUGUCACACUCAGGGCGGUUGAACUUUGGUGCUGUGCUCUGCUGUGCAUCAAUUUUUGUGAUACUAUGUACAAUAAGAAUAUCUCAGGUUUGUAUUUUUGGUGUAAACCUCUGUUUCUUACAAUAUAUAAUGAGUAAUACAUCACAUCUGUAUCAUGCCAUCAUUUAAAGUGUGAAUUGUUUAUUAAAGGUGUACACUUGUA